This is a messenger RNA of Trachymyrmex septentrionalis, 2903 nucleotides long. RefSeq names its product beta-mannosidase (gene beta-Man). Gene Ontology annotation, biological process: carbohydrate metabolic process; glycoprotein catabolic process. Gene Ontology annotation, molecular function: beta-mannosidase activity. The record is from RefSeq and is a predicted model, not a curated record. The transcript has 12 exons. Bases 63 to 2840 code for a protein of 925 amino acids. NCBI's taxonomy places the organism in Eukaryota, Metazoa, Arthropoda, Insecta, Hymenoptera, Formicidae.
GUAAUAAGAUUGCUUAGUCUUUGAUAUCAAGUUUUACUUCAAUAUAUGUGCCAUCUAAUAAAAUGAAGCUUUUUAUUUUGACAUUGUGGAUUUCAUGCUUUAUUAGUAUACACUGCCAAAUUGUAACACUAAAUGGGGCAUGGACAGGGACCAUUAAUAUCUGUGAUAAGAAGUCCUAUGAAAAAUGUAACAAUGAUAUCAAUUUUAGCGCGACUGUUCCUGGAGGAAUUUAUACAGACUUAUAUAAGAAUAACAUAAUAGAGAACAAUUUGCUUGGAAGAAAUGAUAUUAAUAAUCGUUGGGUCGGAAAUCAAUCUGUCACUUACAUAAAAAAUUUUAGAGUGAGUGAUAAUUUUCUAAAAGCUCGUAAGAUAGUGUUAGUUUUUCACGGAAUCGAUACGUUUGCCAAUGUUUCUUUGAACAAUCACAUCCUCGGAGAGACUUCAAAUAUGUUUUUAAGAUAUAUUUUUGACGUAACAGAUUUUAUCAAGAAAGAACAGAAUGUAUUAAAAGUUAGCUUUCGUUCGGCUGUUAAAGUAGCCGAAGAUUUAUACAAUGAGCAAAAGAAUCAUUACGUUAUACCACCAGUAUGUAUACCUAAGGAAUACAAUGGAGAAUGCCAUGUAAAUCACAUUCGUAAGAUGCAAGCCAGUUUCUCAUGGGAUUGGGGUCCUGCUUUUCCCUCGAUUGGGAUUUGGAGAGAUGUUGAAUUGAUUUCCAUAAAUGAUAUAUUGAUUAAUGACAUUGCGACUGACAUACGCAAAGAAAAUAAUACCUGGAACAUCCUUGUUACAAUAUUUCUUGAGACAACACAGAGUAAGGACGAAGAAUUCAUAGGAAUUAAUUGUCACAUAGCAUCGAUAUUGCAUAUUGCACAAAACAAAGUUGUUAGCAAUACCAGUGAAGUUGUACUUGAUGCAAGUGAAAAGUACAUAAAUGUUAACAUUUCGCUCACCGUGCCUGCAGAUGCCGUUGAGAACUGGUGGCCGAAUGGUUAUGGCAAGCAACACUUGUACUAUUUAACUACUACUGUGACAACGGCGAAUGAUGUAUUAUUCAAACGGAUUCGUAUAGGCUUCAGAACGGUGCAGCUCGUGGAAAAAUCUUUGGAAAAAGGGCUGAGCUUCUAUUUUCGCAUAAACGAUAUACCAAUAUUCGCUAAAGGCAGCAACUUUAUUCCAGCCAGUAUUUUCCCUGAGCUAAGCGCAAAAGAAGAUACCAUCAGAGACUUGUUGUUAUCUGCCAAAGAGACGCAUAUGAAUAUGCUAAGAGUAUGGGGCGGUGGUGUUUAUGAGUCGAAAUUAUUUUACGACUUGGCUGACGAAUAUGGGAUCAUGAUAUGGCAAGAUUUCAUGUUUGCAUGCGCUAUGUACUCUACGAGUCAUUCAUUCUUAAAGAGCGUAAAAGAAGAAAUAUUACAAAACGUAAUACGUUUGAAAAAUCAUCCAAGUAUCGUUCUUUGGGCUGGGAAUAACGAAAACGAAGCAGCGCUUUAUGGUAAUUGGUAUGGUACCGGUUCUGCUCAUGUGUAUAGAGAGGAUUAUGUGAAACUUUAUGUGAAUCUAUUGAAGACAGAAGUGAAGAAACUAGAUCUGACAAGACCAUUUGUCGUGUCUAGUCCGGGCAACGGGGCGUAUGAAGAAACAUACAAUUAUACUGGAGUAAAUCCUUAUUUAAAUCUCUACGGUGACGUCCAUUAUUACAAUUACAUUAGAAAUAGUUGGGACAUCACUCAGUAUCCUCGGACAAGAUUUUGCUCCGAAUAUGGAUUUCAAUCUUGGCCAUCGAUUUAUACGAUAGCAACUGCUAUAGAAAGCACAAAAGAUCUUCAUAUUGAUAGCGACUUCGUGAAGCAUAGACAACAUCUGCCACUCGGCAAUCAAUAUAUGCUGCAGCUAAUCUCGAAUAACUUUGCUGUACCGCAAAGUAACGACAGCAUCCGAGAUUUCGCAAGUUAUAUAUAUCUUAGUCAGAUCAAUCAAGCUGUCUCUGUAAGAAUACAAACGGAAAUGUACAGGCAAGCCAAAUCUGAAGUGAAUUCCAUAGGUGAGGGUAUGACAAUGGGAGCUCUCUAUUGGCAAUUGAACGAUGUCUGGCAAGCUCCUUCAUGGUCUUCCAUAGAUUAUGAAGGUCGUUGGAAAAUGCUUCACUAUUAUGCCAAGGAUUUUUUCGCGCCUAUUAUUGUUACAUCGUAUUUGUCUGUUUCCAGUGAACUCUCGAUAUAUAUAGUGUCUGAUCGAUUGUAUACUUUAACAAAUUGUACAGUAAAACUUCAUGUUUACAAAUGGGAAUCCAUGAAACCUAUAUCCGUAUUAUUCUUCAAUAAUAUCGUAAUAGAAUCUAAUAAAGCCACGAAAGUUACAUCCUUUUGGUUAGACAGAUUCCUGUUUCAAGUAGGUUGUGGAACAUUGAAAUCUGCCAAAAGAUCUUGCAUCGCCACUUUAUCUUUUACGGAUAAAUCUGGAUCCCUAAUUGCGCCAAUUAAUUAUAUAUAUCCUGAUGCGUUAAAAAACGCAGAUAUACCAGUAGCCAACGUUACUAUGAAGAUCGAAAAAAACCAUUUACCUGGAAAACUUUCCAAUUAUGCAGAUUUUAAAAUUGUAUUAUCGACAGAUAAAAUAGCACUUUUCGUAUGGUUAGAAAUAGGUAAUAUACGAGGUCGUUUUUCGGAAAAUGGCUUUCAUAUGUUUGCAAAAAGGAAGAAAAUCAUUUUUCAUGCAUAUGAAGCAACAACGGUUGAAUUAUUGCAGAACAAUAUAAAACUCACACAUAUAUCAGACAUUUACAAUGCAUAUGGUAAUUUUUAUAGUGAUUUUGUUAAAAGAACAAAUUUAAAUUAGUCAUGCGUAAAGUUAUCUUGUAUCAUGCAUUAUAUAAUACAUGAGGUAUCUGGUUGAGAAUUA